This is a messenger RNA of Panicum virgatum (switchgrass), 2144 nucleotides long. Its product is annotated as mitochondrial carrier protein CoAc1-like. Gene Ontology annotation, biological process: transmembrane transport. The record is from RefSeq and is a predicted model, not a curated record. Lineage: Eukaryota; Viridiplantae; Streptophyta; Magnoliopsida; Poales; Poaceae. The transcript is spliced from 7 exons. Bases 833 to 1855 code for a protein of 340 amino acids.
UCGGCCGCUUCCUCUUCUUCCGCGAAGCAGCGGCCCGGGGCAGAAGCACCCCUUACCUCCCCAAGCGCGUCGCGAUUCUUUUGCCGGGAUCCGGCGCGGAUCGAAUCCGCUGCCCGCCCAGCCACCGCCGCCGCCGCCGCCGCCGGGUCCUCCCCCGAUCGGGUCCCCCUCCCGUUCGCUCCCCGCGCCCCGCGCAUUUGAUGAGUAUUUCUCUCCCCGCCCCUUGGUGGAUGCGAGGGAGUUGCCCGGGCUCGACCCGCCGACUCCACCCCGAUCUCCCCGCCGCCGCGCCGCCCACCGCCAUCCCCUGCUCCCGCCGCCCGUCCCCGGACCCAUGGGCUAGGGGCCCCCCGUGCUUCGCCCUCGCACCGUCGCCCGCCCGCGGAUCGGCUCCUUUUGAUGCGGGUACUGUGCUGCGCUUCCCGGCGACGCGAGCGUGCUGCUGCUGCUGCUGCUCUCUGGGGAUGUGAACGCUGCCCUGGGUGGGGAUCCAGCUCGCGCUAGAUUUUCACCCCUUUUUUGCCUUUCACUUUUCGCUCGCUCGGGGAGGGUAGAGAUAGAGAGCGAGAUAGACCGGGUUCCCCGGGUGAUUAACGCCAAUCGCCGAGAAGGAUUAUUCCGCCGUAUGUUCUGAUUUCCAGUUCCGUGCUGUUAAUGCAAGUGCUGGGGAGGCAAAGUGGGGAUUGUAUUGCCGGUUUCGGGGACAUAUUCUUGGGACAUUCCCGCCCUGUGCAAAGAUAUCCCCGGCUCCGGGUUUAAUUAGUUUCAUGUUCGUAGUGGUGGUGGGGAGGGCGCAUAUCACGCAUUCCGGUUAUUCCAGGCAGCUGGGGAGAUGGGUUCCUCGCAGGAGUCCACCUUCUCGUCGGCCUCGGCCGCUGCACAGGUGGAUGCUUCCGCGCUGGACUUGCUCCCGGUCUAUGCCAAGGAGCUUAUCGCAGGCGGCGCUGCUGGUGCAUUCGCAAAGACUGCGGUGGCGCCGCUGGAGAGAGUCAAGAUCUUAUUACAGACGAGAACUGAAGGUUUCCAGUCCCUGGGGAUCCUCCAGUCCUUGAGGAAGCUGUGGCAGUAUGAGGGAGUUCGAGGCUUCUACAAAGGGAACGGUGCAAGUGUGCUUCGCAUUGUUCCUUACGCGGCAUUGCAUUACAUGACAUACGAGCAGUAUAGGUGCUGGAUAUUGAACAAUUUCGCUUCAUCAGUAGGUACAGGGCCCGUCGUUGAUCUUUUUGCUGGCUCUGCUGCUGGUGGGACUGCAGUUUUGUGUACAUACCCAUUAGACUUGGCUAGGACCAAGCUGGCAUACCAGGUUUCCAAUGUGGGACAAUCUGGCAAUGCUUUGGGAAAUUCUGGUCAACAACAAACAUAUAACGGCAUAAAAGAUGUCUUUAAGACUGUUUACAAGGAAGGUGGCGCACGAUCUUUAUAUCGUGGAGUAGGGCCAACUCUGAUUGGUAUUCUUCCAUACGCUGGCUUGAAAUUUUACAUAUAUGAAGAUCUGAAAUCUCGAGUUCCAGAAGAUUACAAGAAAUCUGUUAUACUGAAGCUCUCUUGUGGAGCUUUAGCUGGUCUAUUUGGACAAACCCUUACUUAUCCACUGGAUGUUGUCCGGAGGCAAAUGCAAGUUCAGAGCAAGCAGCCUCAAAAUUCAAGUGAUGGCUUCCGAAUAAGAGGAACUUUCCAGGGUCUCUCGCUCAUCAUUAGGUGCCAAGGAUGGAGACAGCUCUUUGCCGGCUUGAGCCUUAACUAUGUUAAGGUUGUCCCUUCGGUAGCAAUCGGUUUCACAACAUAUGACAUGAUGAAGGCAUUGCUAGGAGUUCCUCCCCGAGAGAGAGUCCAUGCAUCAGGUGCUAGCAAAUGAAGCAAUGUUCAGCUUCCUUGUGUUAGGACCAAUGAGCUCGAGGAACUCCAGUCUGUGGCGUUAUCGUUCUUGUUAUGAAUCAUAUCUUUAUGUUGCAUAGGAUGGAAAUCAUUGUAUAUUGGUCGAUUGGAUCUGUGCAUGUAACAUUCUUAUGAAUUGCUCAUAACAUCAAGUAUGGUACUUGUAAUUUGUAACCGUAAAUACAGUGACAACAAGAGAUUGCUGUACAUUAACUAUACUAGAUUGGUACCAUGAUUGGAGAUUCUGAUCAGGAUUUUUUAACCCAGUA